AUGGCCGGUCCUGCUGAAGUUGCACACGGGCCAAUUUUCAUCGGUCUUCUGCUCAAUGUCGCCCUCUUCGGGAUCAUGGUCACACAGGUGCACCUCUAUUUUUCGAAUUACAAAAAGGAUCGGACCUGGUUUAAACUAUAUGUCCUCUUAUUGUUUUUGUGCGAUACUGUCAAUUCCGUAUUCGAUUCCGUCUAUCUCUACGGAGCUCUCGUCAUUCAUUUCGGCGACGCGGGCUAUCUUGGCAAAGCCAAUUGGAUUUUUGCUACAGUAGAUCCUGCAUUGACUGCUAUCAUCGCAAUCCUCGUCCAAGGUUUCUUUGCGUGGAGAAUCCGAGUUCUCACCGGAAAGACAUGGCUUGUCUCCAUCGUACUCGUAUUUUCCGUCGCGAGCUUUGUCGGUGGUAUAGCCACGGCUUUCAAGGUUCGGACGUCCGCGUUUGUGAACUUCAGGGAUUUCAAGUGGGCAGUUAUAUUGUGGCUACUCAGCGGUUGCUGUGGGGAUAUCAUGAUCACGGUUAUUCUAGUGUGGCAUCUGGUAUGGCGUCGCCAUAAAACUGGCUUUCAAGCAUCGGAUGACAUUAUUGACCGGGUCAUCCGAGUUACUGUUCAAACAGGACUAGUGACAACCGUCUGUGCAAUAAUCGAUCUUUCUCUGUUUCUUUCUGAUCCAUCCGGAUUGCAUCUCAUCUUCAACUUCCCGCUAUCAAAGCUUUACACCAACUCCCUGAUGAGUACCUUAAACUCCCGUGGGUCGUGGAACCGGAAGGGAUCUCAGAUUCGACGUGUUGGGACUGGUGGAGUUGAGUCGAUUAACCCCGGCAUAGAUGAUACGUUCAAGUUGCAUGAGUAUGAUACCGCUUGCUCCCAAGUUUUCGUUCACGUCGAAUCACACGAGAUGCGAGAUAACGAGAUCCCGUUGACAAGACCUUCGAUGGCCCAUGUAAGCAUCACCGGGACAGAAACAACUCGGGCGGCUGACUCGGAGAAGGAAGUCCAGUCCGAGUUCAAUGUCCCUCAGAGUCGCAACGACUCAGGCAGGGAUAGGAUUGUGGACCUUCCGACCGCGAUGCUUGGGGUUAGAAGAAGUCGGAACACGGAUAACCUUCCGACGUUCCAUACUUACCAAUCCCAGCGAGGUGAUGGUGCUGUCUAG
Messenger RNA from Marasmius oreades (fairy-ring Marasmius), 1152 nucleotides. RefSeq lists its product as uncharacterized. Bases 1 to 1152 code for a protein of 383 amino acids. The transcript is spliced from 15 exons. The record is from RefSeq and is a predicted model, not a curated record. Lineage: Eukaryota; Fungi; Basidiomycota; Agaricomycetes; Agaricales; Marasmiaceae.